AUGUUCGACGCCUUGGACGAAGAGAAGGAGGGUACCAUCGACGGGCCCCGGCAGAUCACAAAUGCCCUCGACCGGCAGCAGGAGUUGUUCCAAGCUGCCCGGCGAAACCCUGGGGGUUCGGAGGCUACGCCUGUCGGCCAAGGACCUUCCAUCAACCCGAGAGGUUAUUGGCCUCCCGAGGAGAGCUUUGGAGCCGAGCUCUUCUUGGCAGAGCUCAAGGCACCUCGUGGGCUUAUUGAGUGCCCCACUUCUAAGGACGCUUACGAGCGUGCCCUGGGCCAGGGGUUCAUAUCAUCGACGCUUUUGAUGGUAUCUCUGAUCCUGAUACAGUGCAAAUUUUGCUUUGGAGUGUUAUCAUUUGAUCCUGAUCCAGCCUGA
Molecule: messenger RNA, 378 nt
Organism: Phytophthora nicotianae INRA-310
Lineage: Eukaryota; Oomycota; Peronosporomycetes; Peronosporales; Peronosporaceae
Exons: 1
Coding region: 1-378 (125 amino acids)
Source: RefSeq, a predicted model, not a curated record